Molecule: messenger RNA, 5244 nt
Organism: Labrus mixtus (cuckoo wrasse)
Lineage: Eukaryota; Metazoa; Chordata; Actinopteri; Labriformes; Labridae
Gene: ipo11
Product: importin 11
Exons: 29
Coding region: 12-2939 (975 amino acids)
Biological process (GO): protein import into nucleus
Cellular component (GO): cytosol; nuclear envelope
Molecular function (GO): small GTPase binding
Source: RefSeq, a predicted model, not a curated record
UAUAUCCAGCCAUGGAUAUAGACGGUGCCAGUUCAGUGGUGCUGCAGGCGUUAACCCAAGCCACCAGUCAGGAAACAGCUGUGCUGAAGCCUGCCGAGGAGCAGCUCCGACAGUGGGAGACCCAGCCAGGCUUCUACUCUGUCCUUCUGAAUAUCUUCAAUAACCACAUGCUGGAUGUGAACGUCAGGUGGCUGGCUGUGCUCUACUUCAAAAACGGCAUUGACAGAUACUGGAGGAGAGUAGCGCCUCAUGCUUUAUCAGAAGAGGAGAAGACAUCACUGCGUGCUGGACUUAUCACAAACUUCAACGAGCCUGUAAAUCAGAUAGCGACCCAGAUUGCAGUACUGAUAGCCAAGGUGGCCCGUCUGGACUGCCCCAGGCAGUGGCCGGAGCUCAUUCCUAUUCUGCUCGAGUCCGUGAAGGGUCAGGAUGGCCUGCAGCAGCACCGAGCGCUGCUAACCUUCUAUCAUGUCACCAAAACCCUGGCGUCCAAACGUCUGGCUCAGGACAGGAGGCUUUUCCAGGAUCUGGCGUCGGGCAUCUACAGCUUUGCAUGUUCCCUGUGGAGCCAUCACACGGACUGCUUCCUGCAGCAGAUCUAUGCCAGAGAUGAGGCUGCAGCGCUCAGCUCACUGGAGAGGACUCUGCUCUCUCUGAAAGUGCUUCGCAAGUUGACAGUCCAUGGAUUUCAAGAGCCCCAACAGAAUAUGGAAGUGAUGGGUUUCCUGAAUGCGGUGUUUGAAAGGCUAAAACAGUUCUUGGAAUGCUGUCGACAGGUUGGCCCAGAUAGCACAUGUAGAGAAAAGCUGGAGAAGAUGAUCAUACUGUACACCAAAGUUCUGUUAGAUUUCCUGGAGUGCCAUCCCUGUGCGUUUAUACCGCUGAUCCAGCGCUCCCUCGAAUUUGCCGUCAGCUAUGUAUUCACACCUGCAGGCGAGGGAGUCACCUUCGAACGCUUCAUUGUUCAAUGCAUGAACCUGAUCAAGAUGAUUGUAAAAAACGAUGCCUACAAACCUGCCAAGAACAUCGAGGACAGUAAACCAGAGAGUUUGGAGGCUCACAAGAUCAAGACGGCAUUCUUCACACACCCCACACUGACAGAGAUCGGGCGCCGGCUCGUUUCACACUACUUCCUGCUCACAGAGGAAGAGCUGGCAAUGUGGGAGGAGGACCCUGAGAGCUUUGCUGUUGAAGAAUCAGGAGGUGACUCUUGGAAAUACAGUCUACGGCCUUGCACAGAAGUACUGUUCCUGGAUAUCUUCCACAACUACAGCCAGACACUGACACCAGUCCUGCUGGAUAUGGUUCAGAAUCUCCAGGGGCCAACCAACGUGGAAGAGCCUGUUCAGCUGCUGAUGAAGGAUGCAGUAUACAACGCCGUGGGACUGGCUGCCUAUGAGCUGUUCGACAACGUGGACUUUGACCAGUGGUUCAAGAAUCAGCUUCUUGGAGAGCUUCAAGUCAGCCAUAACAGGUACAAGUUGAUCCGCAGACGAGUCAUCUGGCUAAUAGGACAGUGGAUCUCUGUCAAGUUCAAAUCCGACCUUCGUCCUUUACUCUACGAGGUCAUCCUCAGCCUCAUGCAGGACCCUGACUUGGUGGUGCGGAUUGAGACCGCUACGACCCUGAAGCUCACUGUUGAUGACUUUGAGUUCCGGACAGAGCAGUUUCUCCCAUAUCUGGAGUCCAUCUUCGGGCUGCUCUUCCAGUUGUUGCAGCAGGUGACGCAGUGCGACACUAAAAUGCAGGUGCUCCAUGUCAUCUCCUGUGUCAUCGAGAGAGUAAACAUCCAGAUCCGUCCGUAUGUCGGCUGUCUGGUUCAGUACCUGCCGCUGCUCUGGAAGCAGUCUGAAGAACACAACAUGCUUCGCUGUGCCAUACUCACUACACUCAUCCACCUGGUACAGGGCCUGGGGGCAGAGAGUAAGAACCUGUACCCUUUCCUUCUUCCUGUCAUCCAGCUGAGUACUGAUGUAUCCCAGCCGCCGCACGUGUAUUUGCUGGAGGAUGGACUGGAGCUUUGGUUGGUGACUUUAGAGAACAGCCCAGCCAUCACCCCGGAGCUGCUUAGAAUUUUCCAGAACAUGUCAGCUUUGUUAGAGAUGAGCUCGGAGAACCUACGCACCUGCUUUCAGAUCAUGAACGCCUAUCUAUACCUGUCUGCUACCGAGUUCCUGCAGAACUAUGCAGAAUCAUUGUGCCGAUCUUUCUGCGAUCUACUGAAAGACAUCACCAAUGAAGGACAGGUCCAAGUGCUCAAGGUGGUGGAGAUAGCUUUAAAGGUUAGCCCCAUACUGGGAGCCCACAUGUUCCAGCCCCUGCUGCCAGCUGUCUUCAGAGGAAUCGUGGACGGUGAGAGAUAUCCCGUGGUGAUGUCCACCUACCUAGGAAUCAUGGGCCGCGUCCUGCUGCAGAACUCCAGUUUCUUCUCCUCUCUGCUCACUCAAAUGGCCUCUGAGUGCAGCCAGAAGAUGGACCAGUUGUUAGGCAGUGUGAUAGAGAUGUGGGUGGACCGCAUGGACAACAUCACUCAGCCUGAAAGGAGAAAGCUGUCAUCGCUCGCUCUGCUUUCCCUCCUACCAUCUGACAACAGUGUGAUCCAGGACAAAUUCUGUGGCAUCAUCAACAUCUGUGUGGAGGCGUUGCACGAUGUGAUGACAGAAGAUUCCGAAACAGGAACCUUCAAAGACUGCAUGCUGAUGAGCCAUUUUGAGGAGCCCAAGCUGAGUGAUGAUGAGGAGCCACCAACUGAGCAGGACAAGAGGAAGAAACUGUUGGCCCUGGAGGACCCGGUGCACAGCGUUUCUCUGCAGCAGUACGUCUAUGAGAAGCUGAAGGCGCAGCAGGCCCUGAUGGGGGACCAGGGCUUCGGGGCCCUGAUGGAGACGGUGGACACAGAGAUCGUCAGGCAGCUCCAAGAGUUCCUACAAGGCCUCUGAAUCACGAGGGGGGAAAAAAAUCCUUCACUACCGUUUACGAACGCCAGAUCACAUGCGCUGCCCCACAUCUUUCAAACUGUACCGGAGAGGCGUACAACCUGCCUGAUGUGCGGACCCCAUAUCCAAACCCUCCCAACCUCCUCCCAUGCUAUGCCUUAUCUAUAUUCUAGCCUUGUUGACUGUCCCUAGCUAACUCCACUCGCCCAUUUCUCUAUUAUCCUCUAUUUUUUUAAUCUACCUGUGGUCUAUGUGGGUAUUUAAAAAUGUCUUAACACCCACAUCAAAACAUCACCACACCAGAGCUUCCACUUAAUUCCUCUAGUUUCUUCUCUUUCUGUGGUUUGAAGGUAGAAUGGGACGAAUGGCGCAAAGGUAGAGACGGGCUGAGGAGUGCAACGGAGAAUUCACCUGCUGGAGCCUCGGACUAUUUUCUACAGAAACACGAACAGAUUGUAGCAGAAAUGUGGACAAAGCGUACCUAAAGGACCUAAAGCAGUGUUUACAGAAUCUAUUCUUAAAAGAGGAAAAAAAAAGAAAUUAAUUUUGUACGUAUGUAAAGUAUGGAUGAUGUUCUGCAUGACUAUGUUUGACUUUUUAGUUACUUUUUACUUUGUGUUCUUUUCUCUUCCAUUAAAACAAAAUUUUAAUUUUGCUAGAGGUCAAGCUGAAGAAAACUACUGAGAAGACUAGAAAGUGUUUGUUUUUUUCUCUUCAUAAUUUUGAUUUCAUGGGAAUUUUGUCUUGACUUUGAAAUGGUUGAUUUUUAUUGUGAGAGUGCUGAACCACAUUUCUAUGUAAAUACAUACUGCUGCUAAUUGAUGGUGUGUGAGCGCACUUAAUAACCAAAAACUGUUUCACAUUUGUUCUCAAUGGUACAUUUUCUCACAUCUUAAAACUUUAACACAGAGGGCCUUUGGGGCAGUGCUGUAGGAUAACAGGCCUGUGUCCAUUGACGGGACUCUUUACACUGGCAGCGCCCACGACCUCAGUUUCAGAGCGCUUCUCAUCGCUUAGGUCUGUUCAAAUAGCUCCAUGUGCUUAAUAUUUUCCUUUAUCAGAGGAAAUAUCUCCAAGAAAACAUGCAACAAUGUAAAUUAAUUGUGUACUGGCAUUAGCAAUAGCUCUAGACUUUGAAAUUGUAACCCCGAAAAAAGACGAGUCAAAUUGAUUUCUUCUCCACCAUUGUUGUUAAAAAAAAAAAAAAAAUGAUAUCAGAAAUCCCGCCCCUUCUUGAUUUUGAAUGGCCGGUGAGGGAGAAGUGACAAGUGCAGUGCUGUUCCAAAAGUUUAACUGUUUUCAACUGAGAGCGCAGUGACAGGAAACAGCUGACACUGAGCGCUGAAAACCUUGAACUGCACUGGUUUUGUAUUGACAAUGGGCACUGCCAACAAUAGAUAGAUAGAUAAACUUUAUUGUCUGUCCCAACAGUGACAGAAUGUUGGUGGACACAGGCCGUAAAGCAUCAAGACCCUCUUAUUAAAUUGUUACUGUAUUUUAUUUCUUAAUCUGAAUUAUACGACAAACAGCUGACUGUAAAUGUAACACACUAUUAGGGUUGUCUUUACAAUUACUUUUAUUUGAAACAAUUGGAGGAUGUCUAACCUAACUGGAUGGUUUAAAGGUUACAUUGUCAGCCAGUGUGACCCUAAUGAGUUACAGUAUGUACUCAUUUGUGAAGCUGUCCUGAUAGUUUUUUAUUUUAGUCAUAGAGUUUAAUUCAUUUGAUUUAAGAGAAGAAAAAAAGUAACCUGUAAGUUUUCUGAUAUGAAUUGAUUAUUUAGACAUUUGGCAAACCCAAAAAGUGAAGAAAAGUCAUUUUAUAAAAUAGAUAUGUGGACAUGUUUUACAUAGAAGCAAACUGAAAAUAUCCAUUGUUUGACUAUCAUGACUCAAAUAGUGAAUAACCUGAUUAACCCUGGCUCUGCCAGGCCUUUUAAAUCAUUUCUCCUGGAACUUCCUGGAUUACUGUGUUUUUAUUUUCUCUCAUUCGGUUGGUCACCCUCCCUGUGAGGAGAUAAUCCUGACACUAGCUCCUUUGACACUGUGAUAGAGUUACAUAGCAGUCAGAAUUACAGUCUUGUGCUUUCAGCCUUACCUUUCUAACUCUGAUUUCCAUUUCUUUAGCAGUUACACAGUAGAGGAUUUCCAUACCUAUAUUCUGUUUAUGAUGGUAAAUAUGAAGUUAAGAACACAUAGUAGAGAGGUGUUUUUGAGUCAUGCGUUUUGGUUUUGUUUUAAUGGGAAAUAAUCUUGAUUGCUUUUUCCAAAGCCUUCAAUAAAAUGCAGUAAUCAGCCAAAAUAACAA